AUGACUUCGUUUUUCGAAGAGAUGAUUCUUCUUUUCUGGACGACUGAAUUUCACGACAUUACUAUCAUUGUUCCAAAAACAGAGCUCCGCGGUGCCACUGGGGAGGAAAUCUUAGCGCCAUACCAUUUUUGGAAUACUGACAUCCUUCGUUUUGGUUUGCUUUGUGUCCAGUCGAUCUUAUUGUGGAUUGCCUUAGUUGAGAUGAGCUCCUCUCCCAUUCGGUCGACACAAGCAUCGAAAAGAUCACGAACGAAGGAUGUUAAUCAAGACAAUAUGACUACUGAGGAUCACAAUAGGUCCAAGCGCCGCAAAUUUUCCAGUGACGACAAAGGAACUACUGAUUCCAUAAAAUCUGUUGUCUCUGAUGAGCUACCUUAUGACGGUAGUAAGCCGAUUAACAGGGAGGGCGCCCAAUCGCACCAGUGCAUCGAACAAACGCGAAGUACUCCUACACGCUGGUCGCUUUACCAUACAUUUAGCGGUUAUAUCAGCAAUAUCGAGCCUAUCUUCUCUCCCGACGAAAAUUUCGUAUUCUUGACUCUAGGCGGCGUCGUUCAGGUUUUUUCUCUGUCAACUUCUCGACCUUUUCGGUACCUCGAAACGAAAGACUCCUCGAAGAUUCUUGACCUUAAACUUUCACCAUCACGUCCAGAGCAUCUGUACGCGUUGACGACUUCCGGAACUUUGAUUCAAUGGGAUUGGGAGUCUAGUAAACGACUAGCAGUAUGGGAGAAGUUUCAAAAAACCAUCGCGUUCGAAAUCUGCUGUGUCAAACUUGACGGGAGGGUGCAUGUAGCAUCGUUCUCUCUCCGAGAGAAGAAAGAUGGACGCAGGCAGAUAUCGAUCAGCCUUCUAGACGAAAUGCAGUCGUCGAAGCAAGUACAUGAAUUUACUGUCUUGGAGACAGCUAAACAUAUCAGUAGGUUGAGGGUUCUUCAAGGAGGUCGAGUCUUAAUCGCUUGUGACAGUCAGCAUGUUAUCAUUGGCAACUCAAGUUCUGCUGGCAGUGGACCAGAUGAUCAACCAAUCUACGUGUGGAAAGAGAUCAGACUGCCAGUGAAGAUUACUUCCCUUGAUGUGCGGGAAAAUUCAACCUCCUCGGAGUCUCUUACAACGCGCACAAGUUCCUCGUCAGAUGCACCAGUCACUAUUGAUCUGGCUCUUGGUGAAUCUAAUGGCUCCAUUUUAGUCUAUCACGAUAUUCUGAACACCCUUCAGCGCAAUGAAAGCAUGGGAGGAACCGAAAAGAAGGGUCUUCCUCUUCUUCGGAAACUACAUUGGCAUAGGGAGGCCGUCAGCUCACUAUGUUGGUCGCGAGAUGGUAAUUAUGUUAUAUCUGGCGGCAGAGAAUCUGUCCUUGUCUUUUGGCAAUUGGACUCGGGCAGAAAGCAUUUCUUACCGCAUUUGUCUUCACCUAUUUGCAGCAUGGCUAUCUCCCGUAGCGGAAGGUUAUAUGCUGUCAAACUCUCCGACAACUCCGUAGUCAUAUUAUCGGCCACGGAAUUGGAACAAAUAACCACUAUUACCGGCUUGCAAUUACCCCGAUUGGUUCACAAAAUGAAAGAUAUCAGUCCUGAAGGCAGUCAAAGUUCUUGUGUGAUUCCGGCUUUGCUUCAUCCGCAGAGACCUGACAGUCUCCUCAUCGCUAUCCCAGCUCGCCAGUCUAUUUACGAGCAAAGUCAUUCGCAUGGGAAUCUGUCCGUUCUUCAGACUUUCAAUGUUCGCACUGGGUCUCACAUCUCCCGCCAAGCUCUUGCUAGAACAAACAUCACAGUUUUAAACAAGGGGCCUGAGGGAGCAGCCAUAGUCUCUCCAGAUAUACAACAUCUGGAUAUGAGUAGAGACGGUAAAUGGCUAGCUACAGUUGACACUUGGAGUCCACAUCGAGCAGAUGUUGAUGCUCUGCAAUCUUUUCCUCUACGUAAUGCAGACGACAGCCAAUGUUACAGCGAGAUCUUCUUGAAGUUCUGGGCGUGGAAUGACUUGACGGAAGUUUGGGAAUUAGUCACACGUAUCGAUGCACCUCACUAUCGGACCGUUGAUGGUCCGAUACCGCUCUAUUGUCUGUCAUCGCGACCAGAUCGACAUGGAUUUGCGACUCUUGGAGCUGAUGGAGUCCUUCGAGUUUGGGAACCAACAACCCGGUAUACUAGCUCAACGAAAUCUCGAAGCCGUGGAAUUCGCCCGGAGCAGACUUGGAAGUGCCAAACUUCGGUAGAUCUGGCAGCAAGCUCCGGAAUUGACCAUGGUAAAUCGUUAACGUCUGCAUCUAUGAGCUUUUCAGAAGAUGGGUCCGUCCUCGCAAUUUGCAUGCAGGGUGUGGUACAUCUCAUUGAUACCCAUAGAUGGGAAAUACGUCGCACUCGCGGCGGGCUGUCGUUGAAUGAUGCCUUUUCAGUCAAAUUCCUAGGUCGUUACGUGAUCCUUACUUCAAAGAAGUCAACGACGAUUUGGGAUACAGUCAAUGAUGUUUUAAAGAGCAUUCUGACCCCUGGCUCUGGUUCAACCUCGGGGUCAAAUGAGAUUGAUACCAUCUUUUUGGCUGUGAAUUCCAAAACACAAAGUUUCGCUGUGGUGACCCGUUGCUCAUCACAAGGUGAUGACGACAAGUCGACAAAAAGACGCCGAAAGCUUUCUUACCAAGUCGAAGUAUAUAGCCCGCAUUCUUCUCUUCCCUUGUUCCAGUCAGCUCUGGAGUACCCUCCUCUUUGUUUGUUGUCUGAUCCGACAACUGGCGACUACAUUAUCGUGGAUUCUGCAGCGAAUCUCAAACGGCUUAGCUGCCACGAGAGUAUUCAACCUGCGAGCGCGUCGGGUAGUACGUCUAAUCAUCUCAAAGCUGGCCUGGAAAACCUGUUCGGCAGUCUCAGCCAAGGUCUCUCUAAGCCGAAACAUCCUUCUCUUGAAGAAGAAGCAACAAUGUCUCAGUCAAGAAAAUUGGAUGGUAUCUUCGACCGUGCACCUCCUUUCUCGUUGCCGCCUGUGAGCGUACUUUUCAAGGACGUCAUCAAUUCCCUUGUCACUACUUCCUAA
This is a messenger RNA of Rasamsonia emersonii CBS 393.64, 3033 nucleotides long. Its product is annotated as WD repeat protein. The coding region runs from base 1 to 3033 and encodes 1010 amino acids. Gene Ontology annotation, molecular function: RNA binding; protein binding. Gene Ontology annotation, cellular component: nucleolus. The record is from RefSeq and is a predicted model, not a curated record. Lineage: Eukaryota; Fungi; Ascomycota; Eurotiomycetes; Eurotiales; Trichocomaceae. Gene Ontology annotation, biological process: positive regulation of transcription by RNA polymerase I; positive regulation of rRNA processing. The transcript is spliced from 5 exons.